AUGACCAAUGAUCUAGCCAAUCUCUCACUACACCAGCCGUACCAUGGCGAUGAUGCUGUGCUCAUUGGUGAUGGCUCUGGCUUGUCUAUCACUCAUACUGGUUCACUGUCCUUACCCUCUUCCUCUCACCCUCUUACCUUAGAUAAAACUUUAUGUGUCCCAAAUAUACAAAAGAACCUCAUUUCUGUCUAUCGCCUUUGCAAUACUAACCAAGUUUCCGUUGAAUUUUUUCCUGCUCAUUUCCAGGUGAAGGAUCUGAACUCGGGGGUCCCAUUGCUCCACGGCAAGACUAGAGACGAGCUCUACGAGUGGCCUAUUUCACCAAAAGCUGUCCAAACUUUCUUUACUUCUGCAUCACCAAAAACAACCCUUUAUGAGUGGCAUUAUCGAUUAGGCCAUCCUUCUCUCUCUAUUCUCAAAAAUAUCAUUUCAAAGUUUUCUCUUCCUUUCUCACAAUCUCCUACUUCUACUCAGUUAUGUACCGAUUGUGCUAUUAAUAAAAGCCACAAAUUGCCUUUUUCUCAAACCUCCAUUGUCUCCACACGACCCUUACAAUAUAUUUUCACCGAUGUGUGGACCUCUCCUAUCUUAUCCUUUGACAACUUCAAGUACUAUCUUGUGUUAGUAGACCACUACACUAGGUACACUUGGAUUUACCCUCUCAAAACUAAGUCCCAAGUCAAAGAAAUUUUCUUACCUUUCAAAGCCCUCGUUGAAAAUCACUUUCACACCAAAAUUGGCACCUUGUACUCUGACAACGGAGGCGAAUUCAUUGCUUUGCGAUUAUUGUUAGCAUCCGCCGGCAUCACUCACCUCACAUCACCACCUCACACACUAGAGCAUAACGGAGUCUCGGAACGCAAACACAGGCACAUCGUGGAAACUGGUCUUUCUCUCUUGACUCAUGCCGGAAUGCCUAAGACCUAUUGGACGUAUGCUUUCGCAACAGCCGUAUAUCUCAUCAAUCGACAACCGUCGCCAACAAUAUCCAUGGAAUCUCCAUUCCAAAAGUUAUUUGGCACAACGCCGAAUUACUCGAAGAUGCGGAUCUUUGGCUCACUGUGCUUCCCCUGGCUGCGUCCUUACACGACCCAUAAACUCCAAGAUCGAUCAGCCGCCUGCGUCUUUCUCGGAUACUCUCCAACACAGAGCGCUUACUUGUGUCUCCAACCUAAUUCCGGCCGACUCUAUGUCUCCCGCCAUGUCCAAUUCGACGAGCAAGUCUUCCCGUUUCAAACUCUCACUCAAUCUCCACCAACAACAGAAGAAUCUCCGGCAAACUCAUCUCCGCCGGCGAUUCGCCUUCCGCUGACAGCUCCACCACCGCCACUCGUAUCGCCGUCUCCGUCUCUGCCGCCGCCGUCUCCGGGACCCUCGCCUCCGAUUCCUCACCAGACAAUGACGCAGGGAACGAACUCGACGUCUGUGACUCGCGAUGCCGACAUUUCCGAUGAAGAUACUUCUUCGUCGAUCUCUAGUCACCCACAAAACAAUCAGGCCCAACCAAGCCCAAAUUAUUCUCCACAGGCCCAUACUAAUCCCUCACCAAGCCCAAACUUAUCACCAUCCACAACUGAAACCCAAUCCUCAACCCAAUCCCCUACGAUCCCAACUCCGCCCCAAAAUCCUUCUCCGUCUCCUCCUCCCUCGCCGGAACCGGCACCUCCACCAAAUGCAAACCCGACGCAAAAAUAA
This is a messenger RNA of Microthlaspi erraticum, 1695 nucleotides long. NCBI's taxonomy places the organism in Eukaryota, Viridiplantae, Streptophyta, Magnoliopsida, Brassicales, Brassicaceae. The record is from the annotation of a GenBank genome assembly.